Messenger RNA from Pogonomyrmex barbatus (red harvester ant), 1605 nucleotides. RefSeq names its product F-box only protein 39. Gene Ontology annotation, molecular function: protein binding. The record is from RefSeq and is a predicted model, not a curated record. NCBI's taxonomy places the organism in Eukaryota, Metazoa, Arthropoda, Insecta, Hymenoptera, Formicidae. Gene Ontology annotation, biological process: positive regulation of protein ubiquitination.
AAACAUUAUUGAGGCUUACAUCUGCCUGCUACAAUUUUAGAGAAUGAAUCAAUAUACCAAUUAAGCGAUCAACGGAAACUCGGCGACGAAACCCGAAGGCUAAAGUGACCAACGACAAUUUAGGCCAACGACCGCCUAGAAGAGAUGAGGACGGGUCAAGCUGAAGUCGGGAGAUGUGGGAUCAACUACCUGAGCUGAUAUUGACGCAAAUAUUCGGCCACCUCGACCGUGCCGAUCGCGCCAAUGUCGGCGAAGUCUGUCAAUCGUGGAACCGCGCGUUGUCCUCACCCGAGCUCUGGCGAUCCGUCACGAUCCUCAUCGAUCGUGAUCUAUGCGGCGAGCUUCCUCUGGCGGAAGAACUGGUUAUAAAAUAUGGGCAGCAUAUGCGCAACUUGGAGCUCGCUUUUUCGCGACCAUACAUCUCGCCGAGACAAAUUAGAAUCAGAUGCAACAUUCAGAUGUGGGAGGGCAUCGUAUUUCUCUCAAUUAUGCACGUUAAGAAUGUACAACUACGACAGCUGACCUUGACGAACUGGAUGUUCGGUGACAAAUGGGGCAACCGGGGGAUAUUGCUCGGUUACUUGACAAAGUUCCUGCGUGGUCAACGCAGCUUGGAGAUUCUAAGCUUGUUAAACGCCGAUCUCGGGAUGACCGACGUCUUGCGGUUGUUGAGAACAGUUGCCAAAAGAUCUGGUGAACACUUAAUUUCCUUGGAUCUCCGCGGUGCUUUCAGAGGGUGGCAAGCACCUUACGAAAAUCCGAGAUACUUAAGUUUGUUGGGACGUUUUCAUGCGUUAACUUUAUUAAGAUUGGACUAUUCGGCUUUAUCGAAUCACGCUCUUAAUGCUCUCGCAGCAUCGAAAACACUUAAAAAUCUGUAUAUAUCCAUAAGGGAUUCCGAAUCUAGGCAGCACAUGAUAGCAGAUGCUACUUGGCGAAAUUUGGUACUUGCCUGCCCCAAUCUGAGAGUGUCAUAUACCAUAGUGAACAUCUCCCAUUAUGAGGAUAUGUACUAUUUGUUAUUGCCUAGCGUACCUCUAGCUAAGUUUCAUAUGUUCAGCGGCCACGUAUGGGAUCAGAGCAGAUCCCGAAAUUUCAGAAACACGAUUGGUCUGAUAAUUACUCAAUAUACAAAUACAUUAGUUGAAGUUAUGCUACAGCUUAGGAACAACCGUGAAUCGCUCGAUGAUUUGUUGGUGUCUAUGUUAAUACGUUGCAAAUGCCUGAAGAGAUUACAGUAUGACGGAAUUAUUAGAAAUUUUGAAACUUUACGUGAGAUAUGUCAGCUUCAAGCCGAACGUAAAACCCAUUUCAAAACGAUACAUGUAAAACCUCGGAACAUCAAUAUUCAAAAUCGUGCUAUAUUGAACAAUAUUAAUUACCAGUAUGAUCGCAAAAUGCACGAACAAGGAGUCGACUUUCGAGUUGAAGAUCCCACCUCGAUCUUAUUUUUCUAUUGAUAACUCAUUCUUGUUUUCAUUAAUCUUUGAAUUUUAUUUUUUUACGAUUUGGCAACAAAAGGCUAAUAUGCCUAUUUUGAUAUCAAUAUUUUGCGAUGUGAAAAGAAAUGCCUUCUUUUUAUUAAAUAACGUGAUAACAAAUAGA